UCAUUGAGCCCCCGGGCAAUAGGGGAUCAUGGGGCCCCUGUCUCCUUGCCCAAACUCAAAAAAGCCUAUAAAAAAAGGUACCAGGGGCAUCUCAUGGGGCCCCCCACUGACCCCGGGCCCUCUCGGGCAGUGCCCGAGUUUCCAAAUGGUCAGUCCGACCCUGCUAGGCACUCAUUCACAGAACUCUGUGAAUGAGUGACGUGGCUCCAACGUAAUUGAAGCACAUUACAAGUACACGGCAUGCCAUAUGACCUAAUGUGACACCCAGCCUGGACUGCGCUGCAU
Messenger RNA from Staurois parvus, 285 nucleotides. Lineage: Eukaryota; Metazoa; Chordata; Amphibia; Anura; Ranidae. The record is from the annotation of a GenBank genome assembly.